UUCUAUCAGUAUUUAUAUUCUAUGGAUGGAGGAGUCUAAAGAAUUUUCUGAUUCCUCUCCUACAAUUCAAAAUAAAAAAAACAAAAACCAACAGCAACUUCCAACAAAUAUCCCAGUAAUUGCUGAAUCAGUUGUAGACGAAGAAGAAAUUAUUGGAAGGCCAAAUACAAAAAUAAAUUCAAUUAAUGGAAUACCUAUUGCUCAAAGAGCGGAAGAUAACGAAGAAGAAGAUGAUGAGGAUUACGUUUCGGGUAUUUCUUUGGGAGAACAAAACCAAAACUCAGAUCCUUUCAUAAAUUCAACAGCAGAAGCUCCAUUUUUUAAAGAAUUCCUGGACAAAGCCAAAGACGAUUUUAAACAGAAAUGGGACAAUCCAGCAUCGAAUACAGCCUGUUUGGAUGACUUUGAUAGAAUCAAAACAUUAGGAACAGGGUCAUUUGGUCGAGUAAUGUUGGUAAAACAUAAACAAAGUGGAACAUAUUUUGCUAUGAAAAUACUUGAUAAACAAAAAGUUGUUAAACUAAAACAAGUAGAACAUACAUUAAAUGAAAAACGAAUACUUCAAGCAAUUGAUUUCCCUUUUCUCGUCAAUAUGCAAUAUUCUUUUAAAGAUAAUUCAAAUUUAUAUAUGGUGCUUGAAUUUGUAAGUGGUGGAGAAAUGUUUUCACAUUUACGUAGAAUUGGACGUUUCUCGGAGCCUCAUUCACGUUUUUAUGCAGCCCAAAUUGUUUUAGCUUUUGAAUAUUUACAUUCUUUGGAUUUGAUAUAUAGAGAUUUAAAACCAGAAAAUUUGUUAAUAGACAAUAAUGGAUAUUUGAAGAUUACAGACUUUGGUUUUGCUAAACGGGUUAAAGGAAGAACUUGGACAUUAUGUGGUACUCCAGAAUAUUUAGCACCAGAAAUUAUUCUUUCUAAAGGUUAUAAUAAAGCUGUUGAUUGGUGGGCAUUAGGUGUUUUAAUUUAUGAAAUGGCUGCUGGUUAUCCACCAUUUUUUGCUGAUCAACCAAUUCAAAUUUAUGAAAAAAUUGUUUCUGGAAAAGUUAAAUUUCCCUCACAUUUCUCAAAUGAAUUAAAAGAUUUAUUAAAAAAUUUACUUCAAGUAGACCUUAUAAAACGUUUUGGAAAUUUAAAAAAUGGUGUUGCUGAUAUUAAAAAUCAUAAAUGGUUUGGAUCUGUUGAUUGGAUUUCUAUAUACCAAAGAAAAAUUGAAGCUCCCUUCCUGCCUAAGUGUCGUGGCCCAGGCGAUUCGAGCAAUUUUGAUGAUUAUGAAGAAGAGCCAUUACGCAUCUCUGGUACUGAAAAAUGUGCAAAAGAGUUCGCCGAAUUCUAG
Molecule: messenger RNA, 1330 nt
Organism: Meloidogyne enterolobii
Lineage: Eukaryota; Metazoa; Nematoda; Chromadorea; Rhabditida; Meloidogynidae
Source: the annotation of a GenBank genome assembly